CCCAUCGCCGCGCGCGCCUCCAGAACCAGAGCCUCGAGUGAGGACCACACUGGGCAAUUGGGGGCGGCUUUAGUUCUCCCUCAGCAUUUUCCGUCAGCGACCAUGCAAGAGGCCCUGCUGCUGUUGCCUUGCUUUAGUGUCUCAAACGGAACCUUCCCGACCCUCCCCGAAGCGUCCAGCCUCCCCCUCCAGCACAACAGUGCUGGCCACCUCAGAGGCCUGUGGGGUCCGAGGUCGUGUCAUUCACCGGGCUUUCCCAGCUCAUUCAUGGACAGUAGAUUCUACAUGAUUUUUCUGGACAUUUGGAUAUCAGUUUAUUCAGCUUUAAACAUGUGACCUUGUCGCCAAAAUCAUCCAUUCUUACGUGGUCUUGAAGGACUGACAAGCCACGAUUUAGACGUCCAUAUUUCUUUAAAAUCACAAAUGAAAACACCUUUUAAAAAUCAGAAUUCCCUAGUCAGUUAUGUUGGUAACCGAUCAGCACUUGCGUUUGGUGGGAAAGUUUUGGAAGAAGCUUUCAGUAGCUUCUUGAGCCCCUGCUUUUACCGUGGAGAAGGCGCAGGCCGCUCUCGGGACUGGAUCUGGACCGGACGUGCCGCCUCCCCAUCCACCUGCCUCGGCCUCACGCUGCCGGCGUGGCUCCCUGUGGCGCGAGGAGGUUCCUUGCAGAUGAAAUGGCAGAUCACAGCGCCGCCGGCACAUCCAGCCAUUCGCCCCACCAGCCCAGCCCAUUCUCAGUCAAGAAAUGCUGGGUAUAGAGAUGGUCAGCUGCCUGGCUCCGCGGGUGCGUGGGAGCAAACCCAGCUACAGCGACGGGAACCGAAGGCACUCCUUUUCCACCGAAGCUAGGCCUUCCCGCGGUCUCUGGAAGAGGGAUGAAGUCAGGUUUUCAAUGUUUUCCCAGGUAGGCCUGCAGCGGUUUCACAGAAGUAGCCUUCCUGCUAUAAACUCUAACGAAAAGCACUCCCCUUGGAUUGCUUUUUAUCAACGAGCCACCCUCUGGAAGAGACCUUUAGUUUUUGGCAGGUGUUUGGAGUCCGGCCUUACCUCGCGCUGCUGGUUCCCAGCUGCUUCGAUGUACCCACAGCACCUCCAGGUCCCAGCAGCCCGUCGGUCCUCCCCGGUUUCUUUUUACUCCGGCAGCCCAGCGGCCUGCAGCCCGGCUCUACCGAGGAAGACUUGCAAGAGCCCUACCGUGACCUGCAGAAAGAUCACUGCCCUGUACGUGUGGGGCAGAGCCAGGCAAGAGGUGCACAGAGGCCAGAGCUGCCGACCCUGUGCAGCCAACGGGAGGAUGUCUCCUAGCCUUCAGGAGGGCGCUCGGCUUGGGGAAAGCAAACCCUCGCCCUGCUCCUUUUCAAUUGAGAGCAUUUUAGGACUGGACCAGAAGAAAGACAGUGUUCCAUCCAUGAAACCCCACCGGCCUUGGGCAGACACCUGCAGCUCCUCAGAGAAAGAUGUUAACCUAUAUCUACAUGUCCCAAGCCUUCCAAAUGGGAUUUUAUUCUCUUGUACUGUGGAUCACCCAGUGCCAGAAGAAAGAGUUAUGAAAUAUGAAAGUUACUUCUCAACCUCAGAAAGACUGUCUUUGAAAAGAGAGUUGAGCUGGUAUAGAGGCAGAAGACCAAGAACUGCUUUUACUCAAAACCAGAUUGAAGUGUUGGAAAAUGUCUUUAGAGUAAACUGCUAUCCUGGCAUUGAUAUCAGAGAAGACUUAGCUCGAAAAUUGAAUCUAGAGGAAGACAGAAUCCAGAUAUGGUUCCAAAAUCGGCGUGCCAAACUGAGGAGGUCUCACAGAGAAUCACAGUUCCUAAUGGUGGAGAAAAACUUCAACACAAAUCUCUUGGAAUAGAUAGAAAACUAAACUUGUGAAGUUAUCUUCCAAUUGCAGAACACAAAGAACCAAUGGAAAUAUCAAGUUUUUUAAAUGUGAUGUUUUCUUUUCUGCAUUUAAUCUGAACAUUGUCACUGAAAAUAUAUUGUAAAUAAUUACUAUAUCAUGGUACCUGUUAUACUUGGGCAUCUUUAAAUAUAAGAAAGGCCUUUUCUAUAUAUUUUAAUAAACAUUUUCAGAAACAGCCAGCUAUUUUUUCAGUGAGCAAAUUUAAUGUAAUAAAUUAGUUUGCUAAAAUCAGUAAACUCGUGACUA
Myotis davidii is the source of this 2149-nucleotide messenger RNA. RefSeq names its product HESX homeobox 1 (gene HESX1). Gene Ontology annotation, cellular component: nucleus. The record is from RefSeq and is a predicted model, not a curated record. NCBI's taxonomy places the organism in Eukaryota, Metazoa, Chordata, Mammalia, Chiroptera, Vespertilionidae. Gene Ontology annotation, biological process: forebrain development; pituitary gland development; regulation of transcription by RNA polymerase II. The coding region runs from base 746 to 1852 and encodes 368 amino acids. Gene Ontology annotation, molecular function: RNA polymerase II cis-regulatory region sequence-specific DNA binding; DNA-binding transcription repressor activity, RNA polymerase II-specific. The transcript has 5 exons.